UGACGUUCAUGUUUUCUGUUCCCUGGGGCCACAGUGUUUUCAACGGGACUCAACUUACCACUUUACUGGACUCGCCAUGGCCGCUUGAUCCGGCCUUAAAUAUCCCCCGUUCUCCGAGACAUUUACACAAACUUUUUCCAGAUAAACUUUCGGCUUUUGUGUUAGUUUUUAUGUCAAGGAACGAGGAUGCAACCCCCACCGAGAAAGGUCCGGGUCACCCAGGAGCUGAAACACAUUCAUGCAGAGCAGUUGAGCAGAUUGCACAUCAAACACCAGACAGAAUGUGACCUCCUGGAAGACUUGAGGAGUUUUAGCCAAAAGAGGGCAGCUGUUGAGAGAGACUACGCCCAGGCUUUGCAGAAGUUGGCGAAUCAGUAUCUAAAGCGGGAAUGGCCCGACAGUGUGACAGAAGAACAAGCUGACCACAGGAACAUGUACUGUGUGUGGAGGGCGUAUCUGGAGGGCACGGUCCAGGUCACCCAGUCCAGAAUCAGUACCUGCGAUAACUACAAAGUCCAGGUCGCAGAUCCGGCUAAGACGGCCAGGCUGCAGAAGGAGCAGCAGCUGAGGAAGUGCAUCGAGCAGCUGACGGUGGCUCAGGCUGAGCUGCAGGAGUCGGUGAAGGAGCUGACGAAGAGCAGGAAGAAAUACCAGGAGACGGAGAUGAUGGCUCAGGCCGUCAGGGAGAAGGCAGAGCUGGACGCCAAGUCCAAGUUAAGUCUGUUCCAGUCCAGAUCCAGUCUGCAGAGAGCAAGCGUGAAGCUGAAAGCCAAGAGGAGCGAAUGUAACUCCAAAUCUACCCACGCCAGAAACGACUACCUUCUCACGUUAGCAGCCGCCAACGCUCACCAGCAGCGCUACUACGACACAGACCUCGUGGACUGCAUCAAGGUGUUAGACGGCAGAAUCUAUGAGCAGGUAAAGGAUUACCUGGUGGCGAUGUGUCAGACGGAGCUGGAAACUUACCAGGCCGUCCACGACACCUUCAACCAGCUGCUCAACAGCUCACACGGGGUGCUGCAGGAUUUUCACCAGCAGCUGUUUGCACAGAAGAACCCGAUGUUUCAGCGAGCUCUGGACUUCAUGUACCAGCCCAUCGACUCUGAUACGGUGAUGCAGCUGCAGAAGGAGAGUGGGACAACGGAGGAGCACAGUCUGGACAAGGAGGCCAGGAAAUGGGCGAGUCGUGUGGCCCGAGAAUACAAGAGCAUCAUCCACACACAGAGGGCUCUGGAAGAAUACGGGACGCAGGAGUCGUCAGAACAAAUCAACAGUGAGCUGGAGACGAAGAUGGAGGUGGCCAGACAGAGUCUGAGGAGGGCAGAGACUGUGAAGGUGAAAGCAGAGGCUCGCCUGGACUUGCUGAGGCAGGCGGGAGUCGCUGUGGAGACAUGGCUGAAGAGCGCAAUGAACCAGGUGAUGGAGGAGCUGGAGAACGAACGCUGGAACAACCUCAACACCCAUGAUCCUUCACUCUCUGGGACGGCAGAUUUGGAGCGAGAGGACGAGGAGGAGAUGGAGGACAGCGGUGAGGUGUUGGACGACAGCAGCUCCAGUCCGUCCAGCACUUUGAAAAACUAUCCGCUCACCUGCAAAGUGCUCUACUCGUACAAGGCGUCUCAGCCAGAUGAGCUGACCAUCGAGGAGCAGGAAAUCUUAGAGGUUAUAGAUGAUGGCGACAUGGAGGACUGGGUGAAGGCCAGAAACCGCAGUGGACAGGUCGGCUAUGUCCCGGAGAAAUACCUGCAGCUGCCAUCGUCCAACAGCCUGCUAAGUAUGCUGCAGUCUCUGGCUGCGCUGGACGCCCGCUCCCAUUCCUCCAGCAACUCCACCGAACCCGAGAUCGAGCUACCGACCGGCUCCGUCAAUGGAGACUCCAACGUGUCAUUUGCGAAGGCCUUGUACGACUACGUGGCACAAACGGACGACGAGCUGUCGUUCCCGGAAGGCGCCAUCAUCCGCAUCCUGAGCAGAGAGACCCACGAGGACGACGGCUUCUGGGAGGGAGAGUUCAACGGCAUCGUCGGCGUCUUCCCAGCCGUUCUGGUGGAGGACCUCGUCUGUCUCAGCGAGAACGGAGACGGACAAAGAGAAGGCAGCGCACAGGCGUCUCCCUCCCCUCUGGCUCAGUGCGAUCGAUCUCCACGUAGUCCCUUCCAGCCCGGUCCUCUCCACAGCAGUCCCCUGCAGACGCCCACCAUGUCGUCGCCUCUGGCCAGUCCCUGCAGCGCCACAGCGUCUCCCAUCGGCCGGCCGCCCGCCUAUCACAACGGACAUCACAGACCGCCGCCAGCGCCACACAAAAGCCCCUUUCAGAGUCCAUCACAGGGUUCACCACAACCUCCUAAAUACCCAGAGAGCACAGCAGGCUCCAUCCGACCGGUGCGCGCUGCUCCUCCGCCCCCGAAGCAGCAUCCUCGUGGGCAGGUGAAGCGGAGAGAGGAGGUGGAGAUCACGCUGGUGUGACCACGUCACCCUGGUGGUGGCAGCAGCAGCGGUGGCAGAGACUUCUCCUCAAACCAGCUGGUAUUUGGCGCCUCUAAACACACUCCUAAAGGAAACUUAAAAGAGGAAACUUAAACCCCCCUGAAGACACGUCCACUCUGUCCUCAGAGGGUCAGUGAGCUGUGGAGGACGACUGUGUCUUUAUCCUCCUCUCAGUGUUUCUCAUGUCUCAGACUCCCUUUCCCAACAUUUGUCUCAUAUUUGAAAAUAGACAGAAAACGAUGAGGUGAAGAUGACUUUUUCUCCAGGUUCUCUGGCGUCCUCCCACAGUCCAAAAACAUGCAGAUUUGUCUCUACGUGUGUCCCUGUGAUGGACUGAUGGACCUGUCUGGGCUGUGACCCAGCCUUUUCACCCCAAUGUCAGCUGGAAUUGGCACCAGCGCCUCCUCAUGUGGAGGAUAAAGCGGGAGAAGAUGAUUGAGUGAGUGAGCUCAUUGCCCUGCGAUGCAGACGUGAAUCGAUGAACAACUGAUUUAUUGCAAAUAGACUGUGGUGAAAUGUUCCACACAGUUUAUUUACUCAACCGUCAAGACAUAAACACCUUCUUUUUUCUUGCAAUGUUAAAGAAAAAAGGGGAAUGAAAGGGGAAUAUUUAAUUAGUUGAUCAACAAUACGAAAGAAAAUCCCGCUUCAGUAACCUUUAAUACAUGGAAUUCAUGAAUUCCAAUACAAGCAGUCUGUGUGCUGAGAUAAGCUGAGCUAAUUCUUGCCUGCUUCCAGUUUUAACUUAGCUACAUUUUAGACUCUUUCCAUUUCUGUUUUUUAAAGGUUUUCUUUGCAGUGUAGUUAGCUUUUGCUGGAGUUACAGUAACUGUAUGCAAAGUAGUUGUAGUGGAACGACCAAUAGGGGGCGCCCUCUCUUUCUUUGAAGACUGUAAACACACCAAGUGCCCUGUUCCCACCUACUGAACCUUUAAUACAUGUCCUAAUGAAUUUCAGUACAGACUAAAGGUUCCCCCUGUUUCCAGUCUGUAUGCUAAAAUAAGAUAAGCUAAUUCCCUCUUGCCUUUACUUUUAAUAUGUUUACCAGACAAACACAAAAGGCAUCAAUCUUCUAAUUCUGUGCAAGAAAGGAAAUCAUUUAUUUAAAAAAAAGAAAUGCUUGCAUUUGAAUUAGCAUAUUAUUGAUAAUAAUCUCUAUAAUAGAGAUUAACAAACCGAAAGCAUAGCAAAGGUAUAGUUGAGCCCAGUAAUCCAUGACUCGCGGGGUUUCCGUAAACCUGGCGUUGACCUGCCCACAGUUUUCCACAGUUUUGUCCACAAUUCUCGUACUUCUAUGCAACCGAGUUUAGAGUUAUUUGGCAAGAUGUCGCAUUUUUGUCGUGAACAUGCAGCUUCAACGCAAAACCAAAAGUCCCGCCGUCUCCACUCCACUCGAUUAAGAACGCCAGCGCCGGGCGAGGCUGGUCCUCGCCACGAAAAACACACACAGCGCAACUGCACCGUGCAGUUACGUAUUACGUAAACAAGGGAAAAGUGGCAAUUUUACUUAAGUGAUAGUUUGAAUCUCCUAGAAAAAAUUUAAAGUUUAAAUCCUUUGCAUUUAUAAUGGUUCUUUUUUUUUUCUUCUUCUUGUAGUCGUUAAGGAAGUUAAGGAAUUCUUGAACAUUUAAGGGAGAGACGUAGUGCGUACGUACAUAGUCUAACUUUUCUUUUUUCCUCUUGUGUUGUAAAAUAAAAAGAUCUAGAAAAUUGUUAUUAUGACUCUUAUGUUGCCAGUAAGGUUUGACUGGUUUGUUGAGGAGUGGGUUGCCGUUGGCGACGGUUAACACUGAGAUUUAUGUGCAGUUUAAGCGCGCCUUCUUUAUUUUUUUUAACGGCGGAAACCAUCCUGAGCUGCUAGCUAGUCCAGAUUAAGAGAAAAUAAGAAUCCAUAGUGAAGCACUUUUUUGACGUCUUCUUAUUCCUUUUCAGUAUUGUGGAUGCUACGUUUGUUUUGUUCGGCAUUUCUUGUUUGACGUUUUUUGUUUACCAGCUAUAUUGGUAUGAAUAUUUUCCUUUUAUCGGCUCUUGCGUUAUUUAGCCUUAAAUAAAUAGCCAUUGUAGUGUCUUUUGAUUUUUUUUUUUUAAUAUUAAUAGUUUACAGAGAGCUUGGAGAUGGAUAUCUGUACAAAUAAUAGCACAGCUUUUUUGUUUUUGUUUGUUUUUUCUGUUUUUUUUAAAUUUAGAAUUAGAUUAAAAAAAUAAUAAUAAUUAAAAAAAAACUUUUAAAGCCGUAGUCGGAUUCGAUCAGAGGAAAAGAGAUAUCUGUCGGCCAUGUCGCUGUGUUCUCGUUGAUCUCCUUGAGAUCUGAAUGACAUCAAACUUAUUUUUGAAGUUUGCAUUUACCCUGUUGUAUUAACAAAAAAAAUUAUAUUACAAAACAGAUCUCUUUUUUUCCCAACAGAGACUUUUAUUUUUUUUGUUUUUUGUUAACUUGCUACUGGUCCUGAUUCCACGUUAAGUCUGAAUCUGAAAUUCAGUUCCCUUGUUUUACAGUGUCAGCUGUCGAGUUUCAUAUUUACACACCAGUGGAUGUUCAAUUGUAUUUAUUGUGUACAAAUAAAUGUGAAAUAAAGAUAGAUAACAUGACAGAAACAA
Solea senegalensis (Senegalese sole) is the source of this 5085-nucleotide messenger RNA. Its product is annotated as F-BAR and double SH3 domains protein 2-like. Gene Ontology annotation, biological process: regulation of actin filament polymerization; neuromuscular synaptic transmission. The transcript is spliced from 20 exons. The record is from RefSeq and is a predicted model, not a curated record. Gene Ontology annotation, molecular function: protein binding. Bases 187 to 2466 code for a protein of 759 amino acids. Lineage: Eukaryota; Metazoa; Chordata; Actinopteri; Pleuronectiformes; Soleidae. Gene Ontology annotation, cellular component: recycling endosome; neuromuscular junction.